GUUUAAUUCAUUUGACAACCACCUGUUUGGGAUUAAUAAUAUGGAAGCUGAACGCAUGGAUCCGCAACAGAAGUUACUGGUAGAAUGCACCUACAAAGCCCUGGAGGAUGCAGGAGUCCCUGUAGAAGCUGUCAGUGGCACCAAAACAGGUGUUUUUAUUGGUCUUAUGAACCGAGACUAUGAAGUCGUCACAAGCAGAGCAGUGAGUGAAAUAAAUCAUUAUGAUGGUACCGGAACAGCAAUGAGCAUUGCUGCUAACAGGGUCUCAUUCACAUUUAAUCUGACUGGACCAUCACUGGCUAUCGACACCGCAUGUUCAUCUUUUCUUUUUGCUCUGCACUAUGCUUUGCGAGCAAUUAAAUCAGGAGAUUGUGAGGCAGCAAUCUGUGGUGGAGUGAACUGCAUAAUAGAUCCCCGCACCUUUGUAUCUCUCAGUAAAGCAAAAAUGAUCUCUCCAGAGGGAAUAAGCAAACCCUUCUCCAAAAAGGCAGAUGGCUAUGGAAGGGGAGAAGGCUGUGGUGUUGUUUUCCUCAAACCACUGAAAAAGGCAAAGGAAGACUACAGCAAAAUCUGGGGUGUUAUAAACAUCAGUGCAGUAAAUCAGAACGGCAGGUCCAUGACUCCAAUCACAAGACCGUCUCGAAUAGAGCAGGAGAAGCUACUGCGCAGCAUUUAUGAAACUCAUGUUGAUCCCUCAGUUGUGCAGUACAUUGAAGCACAUGGUACGGGAACUGCUGCUGGAGAUCCUACUGAAGCUGAAAGCCUAGGUAGUGUCAUUUGUAAAAACAGGUCUCCACAAGUUUCCACUCUGAAAAUUGGUUCAGUGAAAGGAAAUAUUGGCCACACUGAAUCAGCUGCUGGAGCAGCAGGGUUAAUCAAAGUGCUUCUGAUGAUGCAUCACGGAAAGAUUGUUCCAUCCUUGCAUUACUCGAAGGAGAUGAGCAGCAUCGAUGCAGAGAAAUUAAACCUUGCGAUUCCCACAACUGUAGAGCCCUGGGAAGAAUCCAGUGAGUACGGAAGAGUAGCUGGCAUCAACUGCUUUGGAUUUGGAGGAACCAAUGCUCACGUUGUAGUUAGGCAGAUUAAGCAGCUAGAGCCUCUUCCUGCCUUUAAGAGGCCCCUUGAAUUGGUUCUGCUGUCAGCAGCCUCAAGUAAGUCCCUUCAGAUGACAAUGGCCGAUACAGCUGACCAGCUGAGCACAAGAAACUCCGUAACUCUCCCAAGCCUGGCCUAUACGUCUGCCUGCAGAAGAAGCCAUGCCAGCUACAGGUACCGAAAAGCAUUUGUCACAAAUUCGCUCCAACACUUGCAGCAAGAGGUUAUGUUGGCAGCGAGCACUGAGCUUGCCAUGUCAAAGGUGGAACCAGAGCUGGUGUUUGUGUUCUGUGGCAAUGGUGUGACGCUGCAGGAGUUCGGUGAGGCACUGCUGAGCUCAGAGCCAGUGUUCAGAGAGAAGUGUAAGGAAAUAGAAGGGCUUUUCCAGAAACAUGCUGCCAUCAGCCUCUUGCCAACAAGAGGUCAUAGCCCAAAGGCCUUGUUGAACCCAGAGCUUUCCCAGCCCUUGCUUUUUACCCUGCAGGUUGCCUUAGCUUCCCUUCUGAAAUACUGGGGCAUUAAAGCAGUCGCUGCUAUUGGCCAUUCAGUAGGGGAAGUUGCUGCUGCGCAUUUUGCUGGGUACCUUUCCCUGGCAGAUGCAGUCAAAGUGAUUUAUCACCGGAGCCGGCUGCAAGCAAAGACUGCCCGCGGCAGAAUGUUGGUGGUUGGAAACGUCCCUGUUCAAGAGGUUGCUGAACGUCUGCAUCCCUACUCGGGAAAGGUGUGCAUUGCAGCUUUCAACAGCCCGGUUUCCUGCACCUUGUCUGGGCAUCCAGACUCUGUGGAUGCUGUCCAGAGAGAUUUAGCUCAAGCUUUCAGCCAGAGAAACAUCUUUCUUCAUGUUUUAAACGUCCCAGCGGCGUACCACAGCCCCAGCAUGGAUAUGAUACUUGGGGAGUUGGAAGAGAGCAUAGAGCCUUUAGCAAAACAGGAGGGGGAAAUUGAAGUGAUUUCAACACUGACUGGGGUGGCUGCUUCUGGAAAGGACUUUGCUCAGGGCAAAUUCUGGGCCCAGCAUACUCGUGAGCCUGUUGCUUUCACUCAAGCCAUCAAAAGUGCAGCCAGAGACAGGGAAAAUGUGGUGUUUGUGGAAAUAAGCCCUCACCGAGCAUUGCAGCGAAGCAUAAAGGAAACUCUAGGAAAAGGCACAAGGGUGUUCUCUUCUUUGCAAACUGAUGCAGAGUAUCAGACACUCUUCACCCUGGUAGGAAAUCUGUUUGAACUGGGAUAUAAUCCCAACUGGCAGCACUUUUAUAGUGGGUACCAAAGUGUUCCAGUGGCCAUUCCGCGGUAUCAAUUUGAUCGCAAAAAACUCAUGGCCUGCCUGGAUAUCCAUCAACAAGCAAACCAAAGAGGCGUCAGCUCCAGUCAUCCUUUGAUUUAUGGCAUAAACAGUGACAACAUGGAGUUUAGCUGCCUGCUCUCACAGGACACGACGUCGUACUUGUAUGAGCACAAGAACAAUGGUGUGGCUUUAGUCCCUGGCGCUUUUUAUGUGGAGCUUGGGCUGGCCUCUGUGAUGAGCAGCUCAAGACCUAAAGUGCCUCUGAGUGCUUGCCAGAUGAGUAUCAGUUUCUCUGCGCCAUGUGUUCUCACACCACAGAGCUCCCAAGUCUUGAGUAUCAAGCUGAGUCCACAAAAAGCAGUGACCGCCUUUGAGAUACUCUCUUCUUCCAACGCAGUUUAUGCUGCAGGCCAAGUUACAAAGGGGCCUGAAGCUGUGGUGGAGGAAAGCACCAUCUCCUUCCAAGACAUCUAUCAAAGAUGCCGGUCAGUGAUUAGCAGAGAGGAGGUGUAUGAAGCACUGUCUCUGGUUGGCUUUCAGUACGGCUCCAUAUUCAGGCAGCUCAGUGAUGUGCAUUAUUGCCAGGAACUAAAGGAAGCUAUAACAAGCAUAAAGGUGAACAAGGAGACUGUCAGAGAGAUGUACGACUACUGUAUCCAUCCAGUGCUGCUCGACUGUUUUCUGCAGAUGACCGCUGUCAUGACCUCAAGGACGUUCCCGUCCAGAGCAGGCUUUCCUUCAGGGAUAGGCAGCCUGGUGGUGCUCCGACCGCUGGAGGAAGAAAUGAUGAUAUAUAUGAGAACAAGCAAAUCCAUUGGGAACUGCCUAGAGGUCUGUGGAUGCUUUAUGGACAAACAUGGCUCCGUUUUGGCUGAGCUCAAGCACGUUGCCAUCACUUUCAUGAAGCAAGCAUCUUCCAGAGACAAUGAGUUCAUGUUUGAAAACAAGUGGAAAGAAGUCUCCCCUUCACAGACAGUUGGACAUCUGGGGACUAUGCCGAGAGUUCUAGUGUUUGCUGACAAAUUUGGGAUA
Phaethon lepturus (White-tailed tropicbird) is the source of this 3412-nucleotide messenger RNA. RefSeq names its product probable polyketide synthase 1. The record is from RefSeq and is a predicted model, not a curated record. Gene Ontology annotation, molecular function: fatty acid synthase activity. The transcript has 4 exons. Gene Ontology annotation, biological process: fatty acid biosynthetic process. Lineage: Eukaryota; Metazoa; Chordata; Aves; Phaethontiformes; Phaethontidae. The annotation marks the transcript as partial.